This is a messenger RNA of Pomacea canaliculata, 1467 nucleotides long. RefSeq lists its product as uncharacterized. NCBI's taxonomy places the organism in Eukaryota, Metazoa, Mollusca, Gastropoda, Architaenioglossa, Ampullariidae. The record is from RefSeq and is a predicted model, not a curated record. The transcript is spliced from 4 exons. Bases 452 to 1315 code for a protein of 287 amino acids.
AUAAAUCGUAUAACUGGUUGGUCUUGUGGCCAUGACCCUUUAACCUCGCGGGAGAGUGGCUUCCGACGGUUUUUUUUUUUUUUAAAAUUAAAUUAUUCCAAGGCAAUUGAAAGACCAUGAACUUGUGUUACUGGACUGCUGACUGGCAAUAUUUUUCCAGUGAACUAUUAAAACGAGACAGAUGUGUACAAAGCUGGUUUAGUAACAUUCAUUGUUUAGGCUCGGCAGACAGCAAUCCAUCCACCCAUACACGAGAAAAAGGAUGUUGAGGUAUGAGCAUGCCAAUCGGAAAUUCCCAUUUCUAAACAUAGUCGCUCUUUCCUCGUCAGGCGGCUUUCUUGUGCAAUCACACGAUGGCGCCAACAAAUAAAAGCGGUGUUGUAGUUUGUCGACAGCUAAGUGACUGCUUAAACAGGACGGUUUCAGUAGACUAGAAUAAAACGUUUUCGGUAUGGCCACGUCCUUCGCAGAAAAUAAGGGAGAAGCCAUUUCGACAUGCAGGGUGCAGGAGUCCAUUGGGUGUGAAAAGCUGCUUUCGGGAGAAAAGAAGAAAGCGGGAAGCACAGAAAGCUCGUCACAGAACUCUUUACAAGUAGGCGAGGCAGACUUCCACGACAUACAAGCACAUUUUCUUCACGACAUCGUAGCGAAGGCAUGGCCACUGGGUGUCGAACCCUAUGUCCGACAACGGAGCGAACACUGGCCUCCUACAGGCAAACACAUCCUGGCUCAUUUCGAUGACAGCAGCAUCAUUGUUUACCAAGCUUAUUGUCCUGAAAUUGCAAAGUAUGCCGUCAAACAUCAACGAUUUGGUGGUGAUAAGUUUAGUUUUGACCGAAUGUCCUGGAUUAAGACCAACUUCUUGUGGAUGAUGUAUCGCUGUGGAUGGGCAACCAAGCCUAAACAAGAGCGAGUACUUGCCGUCAGGAUAACACUGGAUGGGUUCAAUCAGAUUCUGUCAGCUGCAUACACUGCCCAGCAACAGAAAAGUCAAAAUCUUCAGACAAAUGACAUUUCAGUCCGUUUGCAAUGGGAUCCUGAUCAUGAUACAAAUGGCAUCAAAGAGACAAGAAGAGCUAUUCAGUUGGGACUAAAACAAGAAAUUCUGCAUAAGUAUGCCACCCAGUGGGUGACGAGCAUAACAGACAUUACUCCAUUUGUCCACCAUCAACACAAAGUUUUGCACAAGAAAGGGCAGCACGAAUUUAUCAUGCCAUGUGAACGAGUGUACAUCCCUCCAUCAUCUAAUAUAUGUCAACAAAUAGCGCUUGACUCUCACAAAACAUUCGAAGCUCAACUUGUGAAUGCUUUUUAAUUGCCAUCAUGUCAUGGACAGUUGGAAUUAAGUAGUUUGGGACUCAAAAGGUUUUGCUGAUUUCUAUGAUACCUAUUUGCAACAUUUGUAUCAAAAUGUGGAAAACCGCAGACAUUAUUUUUUGUAUAAAAAAUAAAGUGUUUUAAACACCA